Knipowitschia caucasica is the source of this 1104-nucleotide messenger RNA. Lineage: Eukaryota; Metazoa; Chordata; Actinopteri; Gobiiformes; Gobiidae. The record is from the annotation of a GenBank genome assembly.
AUGUCCAUUGUUUCAUUACACAGAGCAGGACACAGAGCAGGACACAGGACACAGAGCAGGACACAGAGCAGGACACAGGACACAGAGCAGGACACAGAGCAGGACACAGAGCAGGACACACAAGAGGACACAGAGCAGGACACAGAGCAGGACACAGAGCAGGACACAGAGCAGGACACAGAGCAGGACACAGACACAGAGCAGGACACAGAACAGAGCAGUACACAGAGCAGGACACAGAGCAGGACACAGAGCAGGACACAGAGCAGGACACAGAGCAGGACACAGAGCAGGACACAGAGCAGGACACAGAGCAGGACACAGAGCAGGACACAGAGCAGGACACAGGACACAGAGCAGGACACAGAGCAGGACACAGGACACAGAGCAGGACACAGAGCAGGACACAGGACACAGGACACAGAGCAGGACACAGAGCAGGACACAGGACACAGAGCAGGACACAGAGCAGGACACAGGACACAGAGCAGGACACAGAGCAGGACACAGAGCAGGACACAGGACACAGAGCAGGACACAGGACACAGAGCAGGACACAGAGCAGGACACAGGACACAGAGCAGGACACAGAGCAGGACACAGGACACAGAGCAGGACACAGGACACAGAGCAGGACACAGAGCAGGACACAGGACACAGAGCAGGACACAGAGCAGGACACAGAGCAGGACACAGGACACAGAGCAGGACACAGGACACAGAGCAGGACACAGGACACAGAGCAGGACACAGAGCAGGACACAGAGCAGGACACAGGACACAGAGCAGGACACAGAGCAGGACACAGAGCAGGACACAGGACACAGAGCAGGACACAGGACACAGAGCAGGACACAGGACACAGAGCAGGACACAGAGCAGGACACAGAGCAGGACACAGGACACAGAGCAGGACACAGAGCAGGACACAGGACACAGAGCAGGACACAGCAGGACACAGAGCAGGACACAGGACACAGAGCAGGACACAGAGCAGGACACAGAGCAGGACACAUCUUAAACAGUGUUUUUGGUCUAAAGUUUAAAGGAAAACCAUAUUGUGUUUCUUUUUCCCGGGAGCAACAGUUGAACACAUUACUCUGA